Vavraia culicis subsp. floridensis is the source of this 1167-nucleotide messenger RNA. RefSeq lists its product as uncharacterized. The record is from RefSeq and is a predicted model, not a curated record. The transcript has a single exon. The coding region runs from base 1 to 1167 and encodes 388 amino acids. NCBI's taxonomy places the organism in Eukaryota, Fungi, Microsporidia, Pleistophoridae.
AUGGAUUUUCAUUGCUACGAACUAUUCGGUUGGUGCACAUUUAUACUUUGUGCUCACAAUAAUCCAAAAUCCGACAACAUUACGAAUUGUGCCAUAAAAUUCGUGCAAAUUAGUAAAUCGUACCUGAGAAGCACGGAAGAGACGGAUGAGGUGUACGAUUCGCUGAAAAUGACAACUUUACAAUUCCAACAGUACUAUCGUUUGGUCUUUUCUUGGUAUGAUACGCUUUGUGAAGUGUCCAAAUUUAAACCAUCCGAUUCUCGCCUAAAUAUUUUGCGAGCCCUGAUUAAGAAUGUCUUUGCAUCUAAAUCUGACACAGAGUCAAAGACUUUUGAAGAAUGUUAUGCGAAUUUAAAAGCAAAUUCAGCACGAUUUUUCAUAUGGACCGAUUUUGCUGGUAUCAGGGUUGAGGUGGAAAAUUUUUUUACCAUAAUGCACGAAUCUUUGAAGUUCCUGUCAGUUAUACAUUUAAUAUCUCUAAACACUUCAGUUCUGGAGCAGAAUCAUUAUUUAUAUUUUGAGUCAUUAAAAAUUGGCAUGCUUGAUGCCGAAAAAUAUUUAGCAUCUAAUUUAUCAGAAACAAAAGAGAUUAGAUACGUAUCCAUCGAACGUUUCGACGAGUUGUUCAGAAUAUUGAGAGAUUGCAAGCAUAUGGUAACAAAUUUGAUCUUUUUUUUUGAAUCGAGGAACAGUUCACUUAUUCGGUUUAUGAAUAACGAGCCGCUGGCUCGAGUCGAUGAUCUGAAAUCCGUUAUGUUUCCGAAUAAUGACAAUAAAGCGAAGAAAAACGAUUUUUUGCAUCCCUUAUUGGAUCCGCUUCCAGAAAACGAUGAUAUACCAACGACUAGUAUUGUGGCUGACAAACGCAUUUUUGGGUUGGACGAAAAAAGCUUUGUUAUAGGUGAUUGCAACGAAAAUAAAGGGAAUUAUAAAAGAUGCUUAGGAUGCUUACGCCCAGAAAAUAUGAUCGGUCAAAUGGUUUGGAAGCGAUUACAGCCGGAUAAUAGCGAUGAAAAGCGUGAUGAAGGAGUAGAAAAAAAGUUUAAACCACAUAAUAACUAUUGUUGGAAAUGCGGGCACGGUUUCAUGUUCAACCGAACAGGUAUCUGGACACCUUGUGGAAAGGAUGACAUAAGAGUACAAGAGUAUUUAAAGUGUUUCGAAUAA